AGUUUUGGUUGUGACAACCUGUCAUGUCAACGUGCAUGCUGCUCCUGUUGCUGUUACUCUCUUGGGCGGGCUGUGGUCUCAGUGACUCCCCCCACCAGCCAUGUGAAUAUUCACUAUGAAUGGACCCUACAGUUACCUGCCAGUCAUUUGGACUUGGACUCUGCAGGAUCUGGAACCAAUGCAUGGAGUAAAAACUUUCAACAAACAAAGUCCAGACUGAGAAAUAAUUUCCUGAUGUAUCUGGAAAACUCUGAGCAGAGCAAAGUCUCUGGGGAAAGGGAGCCGUCUACUGAAGUCAUGCUUGCUGAACAAUGCCAGGUUCCCAAAUUAACAGAAGCUGCAGGUUUCACCAGCCCUUCAAAGGGAAGUGCUGAACUUGGCAUAGAGGUGCUUGUGGAAUAUACUGAGAAGACUGUUGUCAGCAGAGAAAUUAACCCUUCUAUUCUUUGUGUGGAACACUGCAACAUGAAUAGAGAUGAGACUGAAUCCUGCACAUACUGCAAUGGACACUCUGAGAACUUUGAGCAAUACUCAGCAAGUGAAGGAUUUUUUGAAUCCGACCAGACCGUUGAUAAGUGUGAGACUUCUGGGUUAAGCCAACCACUCGACGAAUGUGCUCAACACUGUGAGUGUUUUAAACCUUGCAAGUCCUCUGAGCACUGUGCUAAUCAUAGCUUAGCUUCCAAAUGUAGUCCUUGCUGUGAACAUUGUGCGGAACACCUCCAAUUAUUUCAGCAAUGUAAGCCCUCUGAUCAGCAGUUUGACUUUGAGCCGGAUAAAUUGGCAGUGAACUGUGACAGUUUUGCGCAGUGUGAAAUGUCUGAUUUCAUACCUGAGUGCUCAGACGACCUCAGGUUGUUGCAACAAUACAAGCCUUCUGAUCAGCAGUGUGAGUUCUUUGACUCUGAGCCAGACACAUCAACAGAGGACUUUGAGCAAUGUGAAAUGACUGGUUUCACACAUAACAUCUCUGAUUCAGAGGACUUACUGGACUGUGGCACUGAACUUUGUGAGUAUGAUGAAAUUCAGAAUCAAACUGAUGACAGUGAAGACAACUAUCCACCUGAACAAGAGGACGAGCAACAUGAAACAGAGCCUAUUGGUGAAGAGUCCUACAGAUUGUCAGAGGGUGUAAAUUCAUCACAUUUUGGCGCACCUGCUCAUGUUUAUUUUGAUGAUAGUGAAGAUGUCUCCUUUGCAAGUGAAAGCUGUGAGACACCCCAGCUCACUGAAGAAAGCUAUCAGCAAGCUAACAUAUCCACAGAUUACUGUGAAACUGUGUGUGGAACUGAUUACCCUGAAGCAAGCCAAGAGUAUGAACCAACUCAACAAUGUGGUAUUUCAGAGCAGUGCAACUCUGACGAAACGUCAGAGUUUUGCACUGAAGAAGACGGCUCUUCAGACUGCUCUUCUAUUGAAACCAAAUCCUUUAAGACUUGUCCUGAUGACAGUAUUCCUUCAGAUCCCUUCUCUGAUUCAUCUGGGGAAUCUGAAAAAGGAGCUCAGGAAGAUUCAAGUGAUGAGCAGACACAGUGGGAAUCGUUUGAAGAUGAUGAAGAAACAGAGCAAAGCACUAUUAAUGAAAGUCAUGAGGAUAAAAAGAAAACGCCUACUGUUGAUGUUGUCAUUGAGGAUUACUUUGAUUUAUUUGACAGAGCUGACUAUAACGGACACGCAUUUUCACAAAAGCGGCGUUACAUCUCCUGCUUCGAUGGGGGAGAUAUCCAUGACAGCCUGUAUCUUGAAGAAGUUCAUUCAGAGGCACAGAAACUUGCCAACAAUGCCUACAAAUAUAAAGACAUUAAAGAGGAAAUUGACAUACAGGAAACUGAAACAUGUUUUGAUGCCUCUGAAGAAGCCUGUGAAGAUACUGAUGAGGAAGACGCAAGUCCGAGAGAUGAUACCUCCUCUGGGUCCUGUGAGUCAGAGAAACAAUAUGAAGACUGGACUGUAGAGUCACAGUCAAGUUUAGAUGAGGACGAAGUUGAAGAAAAUGAAUCUGAAGCCUAUGCAUUUUAUGCAGAAGAUUGUGAGGAAGCAGAGGAGAAGGAGGAUGCUUUUGAGAGAGAAGCCUGUGAGUUUGUUUCUGAAAUCUGUGAUGAAGAAGAAGCUAAAGUCUGCCUGACGUCUAGUAAUGGGGAGAGUAUGUAUGCGCCAUGUGCAGAUGACAUCUCUGUUGAAGGAGAUGCUUAUGAAGAUAAAGUCUCUGAUACUCUUGGUGGCAAUACCUCUAUGGUUGGUCAUUUACAGACAACUCUUACUGAUUGCAAAAAGGAGGACAAAGAUGAGCCUGAGCCUGAAAACAAAGUAUUUACUGCAUGUUCAGAAAUUGAGCCAUAUUUUUGCCUUGUAGAUCAUGAGGAAAAGGAGUUGUGUGAGCAAAGCGUUGAAGAAUACUAUGCAUAUCAGAUUAAAAGCAUUCAGUCAUCUGUGAAACAAGCCCUGAAUGGAUUUAUUAUGGGAGGAAGAUCGUACGAUCAGAUAAUCCAUGGAAAAGCUAACGGGGAUGCUUGUGGGAAUGAAAGAGAAGAUGCUCUUUUAUCCCCGGAAGAGACUGAGUUACAGGAACAUGCCCAGAGGAGCCCAGAGGAGGGCAAGGCAGUCCGAUUUGGAAUUACUGAAGUUAUUGACCUGAGUGAGAAUUUAACCUGCUGUUCUGCUGUGGAAAAAACAACCAAUGAACAAACUGCGGAAUCAGACGAUGACUGUGGAUUCAGUGAAAUUUCAAGAGAAAUAAAACCUCCUUUAGAUAUUAUUCACAGCGUUGUCCCAGAAAUUGCAAAAAAUGAGAGAAGGGAUUCACACAACCAGGACUCCGAACAAAGCAGGGAUUCAGAAGAGGAGCAGAGUGAUGAUGAAUCCUCUGAGCCUUGUGAAUGCGAGUACUGCAUUCCACCACUAGAGCAGGUUCCAGCCAAACCGUUGCUCCCACGGAUGAAAUCGAAUGAUGCAGGGAAGAUCUGUGUUGUCAUUGAUUUGGAUGAAACACUAGUGCAUAGUUCAUUUAAGCCAGUGAACAAUGCUGAUUUUAUCAUUCCAGUGGAAAUUGAUGGAACAGUUCACCAGGUGUAUGUGUUAAAGAGACCCCACGUUGACGAAUUCCUCAAGAGGAUGGGAGAACUGUUUGAGUGUGUUUUGUUCACCGCAAGCUUAUCCAAGUACGCAGAUCCUGUGUCGGACCUGUUGGACAAAUGGGGGGCCUUUCGGAGCCGUCUCUUCCGGGAGUCAUGCGUCUUCCACAAAGGAAACUACGUAAAAGACCUGAGCCGUUUAGGAAGAGACCUGAACAAAGUCAUCAUCAUUGACAACUCCCCAGCCUCCUACAUCUUCCAUCCCGACAACGCAGUUCCUGUAGCGUCCUGGUUUGACGACAUGUCAGACACUGAGCUCCUCGAUCUUAUCCCCUUCUUUGAGAGACUAAGCAAAGAGGAUAACAUCUAUGAUUUUCUCACGCAGCAGAGGACUUCAAGUUAACAAAGGCAGGAUACUAGGAUGAAAAUAAUCACCAGCAGCUGUCGUCACGGGGCCACGGAGGCUGGUGGGCCACAGGCUCCACGCUGCUUCCAACUACAAGGACCACACUGCAAAAAAUGCCUGUCAUUUAAUCUCGUAUAUUUACAGUAUAUUGCAUAAAAAAGAUGCAAGAAAUCUUCUGGCCGGGUUUGGAAACUAUCGUAUCUAAUCCCAGUGACAGAUUUUCUUUCUUUUUUUGUAAUACUAGAUAAAGACUGAGUAUGAGAUUCAAUGACCUCUGUAGAUAUCUUUUGCAGUGCAGCUAGUGUGUUGUUGUUGAUAUGUGACAUCAGUGAUCUCUGUAAGUGUGCUGUAAACCUAGAUUGUGUGAACAGUUGUUCAGUGUCAUUCUACAAAUGAACCACAUCAAUCAUUUUUAUGUCAGUACAAUGUAGCAUUUGUAAUAGUAUUUGAAGCUCUCACACAGAACAUAACAAGCCAUUGACAACUGUCCCUUAAAGCAACAUUAUGCAAGAAUUGGUAUUUUUUUUCAAUUUGGCAAACAGGUUUGUGGUGGGGGGAGGGGGCAACUCUCCCGGUGCUCUGAGGUCCCGGUCCCGGGCACAGCUAGCUGCACGGCUAACUGAGCUAACUAGCUAAUGAGAGCUACAGUUAGCAGCAGUUAGUGUUAUGAAACUUACAGAGUUAUUUUCUCUAUAAGAUACUAUCCAGUUUCACCAAAAUCAGUUGUAUAGUAAUCAGUGAGGCCCGGAUCCCAGAAACACUCUUUAGUUUUUCCAACCUUUAUUCUUGUUGCAUUUGUGGUCUGAUAAAUAGUAAAUUCAUCCAUAUCAGUGCCCCAUUUGACCAUUUUCCAAGCUACUGCAGCUGUCGUAUUUCAGGGGGACCCGCAUGAGCGUCGAGUAGUUUGGAAAAACAAUAGACACACUGAGAAUACAGAGCAAGCUUCUUGUGGCUGAAGACUAGUUAUGGUGUGUGAUGUAGUGCAGUGUUAAGCUGUUCUCGCCGUACAGUGUAGCUGGUCAACCCAUGUUACAUAGUGCAAGAACAGGGGUUCAGGGCACCAAGUGAGAAUGAAAGACCUUUCUCUCUAUUACCAGUCAGUGUAAUCAAAAUUAUUUUUGAAGCUGCUAAAAUAGUUGCAUAAUGUUGCUUUAAAUCCCAUUAACUUACUUUUUUUUUGCCUAAAAUGGCCAAAUGUGUAUGUAGUAAAAGACAAUCAUUAACUUUAAACAAUGUUGGUUUAAUAACAUGUAAUAUGUGACACAUAUCACUACAAAACACACAUUUUUGAAAAGCUGUGUGUGGAAGGAAUUUGGUUUUAAAAACAUACUAUAUACUUCAGCUUCUGCAUUUAGAUUGAUUACAGAUUAUUUAUAAGGUUUAAUCACUAAAUUCUAAUAAUACUGGAAUCUAAUUAUUAAUGUGUAAUAACCUUUUUAUAUGUUGUUUUAUGCCUAGUUCAGCCACAAACCACCAUCAUCUUGUGAUUCAUUAGUUGUCCUCAUACUUGCAUCCUAACACAUCUUGAAAAGUACAUAUACAGUUACAUCUGGAUCUGGAGCAUUAAGGAAACAGAUCGACUGCACACACCUCGGACCUUUCACACCACUACAGAAAUGGUGAGAUCAUUUUUGUACAUACAGUAUAUCAGGAUUUUAGGCAACUGUUUUGAUUUGGUUUUAAUGUUAUUUUACCUAAUGUUAUUUUACCUUUUAAGUUUUUAGUUGAAUUGGCCACCACAGUGUGCGGCCCAUCAAUAAUGCAAUCCUGUUAAUGUGCGCUGAAGGGGGCUGUAACCUGCUACAGCGACUUAAAUAACUUUGACGUUUGAUUUGAAAGCACACUUUGAUGCCUUCUGUCGGUAAACUUGAAUCCGAGCUGUUUCGUAUAAGACAUUAAUGCAGUCCAAAUGUACUGCCUUAUUGAUCUGUUUAUUCAGUUUCACAGGGGAAACUUGUGCCAGACACGUUCGAGCCCCGGUUGACUUUGUCUCAGUCUGGAGCGAGUGUGUAUAUUUGUAUGUGUGUGUGGGUUUGAGUGUGAUUGCGUCAGUGUGAGUAUUUACAUUGGUUUAAAAUUUAAAAAAAAGAUACUUUGACAAUACGUGAAAAACCAUAACCUGUCUUUAAAUAAUGAUUUAACUUUUUUACUGUAUGCAACAAGAGUAUUAACGUUGUGACUCAAGUAAAGAAACUGGUUCGAGUUUAGUUUUUGGAGUUUUUAAAUUGCUGCUGAUAAAUGUUAAGAUUGAAAAAAAAGAACAACCAGAGAUAUUUUUACCUUGCAUCAAUAAAGCAUGUUUUAUUGAAACAGGU
Molecule: messenger RNA, 5792 nt
Organism: Morone saxatilis (striped sea-bass)
Lineage: Eukaryota; Metazoa; Chordata; Actinopteri; Moronidae
Product: carboxy-terminal domain RNA polymerase II polypeptide A small phosphatase 1-like
Exons: 6
Coding region: 235-3474 (1079 amino acids)
Molecular function (GO): RNA polymerase II CTD heptapeptide repeat phosphatase activity
Source: RefSeq, a predicted model, not a curated record